UGUCAAAACUCAAAUCACAUUUUGUCAAGUGACAGAAAAUAAAAAAUAGAAUCUAAAUCAUUUUCUUAUUUAAAUCUUAUUUCAUGUAAGAAUGGUUGAAAUUACAGAAGCUUAACCUAGAAAGCCAAAUACUUAUAUUCAUAUAAUACGUUAGUCUCAAUAAAUCACAAUGGAAAAAAUUUUAAAGGCAGCAAAGACAAUUCGAAACAAUUGGAAGAAAUCUGUAUUCGGGGCAAUAGUUCUUUAUUAUGGAGCAGCAACUGCAAAAGAACGAUACGAAAUAAAUAUUUUGAUGCGAGCUGCAUGCAGAGAAGCAGUAAAAUAUGGUAAUGCAAUGAUAGAGUAUGACAGAAACCCAACACUAAUCACAGUCAUACUAAAUCCUGUGGCUAAUAAACGAAAAGCCAAAAAGGAUUUCGAAAAAUACUGCGAACCAAUAUUGCAUUUAGCUGGUCUGCAAGUUGAUGUUAUACAAACAACUUCUGAGGGUAGUGCUAAGGAAAUUGUUGAAAAUUUAAAAGGCACUGAAGCCAUUAUUGUUGCCGGGGGAGAUGGUACACUGUCUGAAACAAUAACAGGUUUAUUAAGAAGAAAUGAUAAUGCCAAUCAGUUUCCACUUGGUGUCCUACCAUUAGGCAAAACUAAUAGCCUUGCAAAUCAUCUAUUCACUGGAGGAGACGGUGUGGAAAGAGUCAAACAGUUAAUCAGUGCCUGUAUGGCAAUUGUCAAAGGAAAUACUAUGUGGCAGGAUGCAAUGAAAAUAGAACCUAUAGUCCAAGAUGAUGAAACACCCAGUCGGCCCAUAUACGCCAUGACAUCCAUUGAUUGGGGUGCAUUUAGAGACACACAAGCAAGAUGUGAUAAAUACUGGGUUUAUGGACCAUUCCGUGAAUAUAUGUCAUAUAUUUUCAAUGGUUACAAAGAUUCUUUAACAUGGACAUGCAAAGGAGUUAUAAAGUACACCCCACCAUGUGCUGGCUGUAGCAAUUGCAUGUUGAAAAAGCAGGAAAUUAAAAGAAAAUGGUCCUUUUUCGUACCUAACACACAAGCUGCACCAGAGACGGAUAAAUCCAAAGUUGUCAAUCCGGAAUGUUCUGUGGUCAAUGAACUGUGUUUCAAAACAACAGAAUUACAAGUGCGUCCGAAAUUGGAGAGUAUCCCACCAGCUUUAAUGGUAGGAUUGGGUAGGAACCAAUAUUCAUAUACUGAAUUUGUCUCGGAAGGUUGGAGAAGGAUAAAAGGUGACUCUAAAAUCACUAAUGCUAUAGAAGCAAGGACAAUUGAGUUGUGGCCUGAAAGCCCUAAAACUGAGGAAGUUUUUGAAAUUGAUAAAGAAGAGUUUGAUGUUAAACCAAUGAAAGUGACUAUAUUGCCAAAAAUUGUUAAACUGUUCUGUGAACCUAAAUUACAAUGUUAAAAAA
Messenger RNA from Zerene cesonia (dogface butterfly), 1421 nucleotides. RefSeq names its product acylglycerol kinase, mitochondrial (gene Mulk). The record is from RefSeq and is a predicted model, not a curated record. Gene Ontology annotation, cellular component: TIM22 mitochondrial import inner membrane insertion complex; mitochondrion. Bases 170 to 1417 code for a protein of 415 amino acids. NCBI's taxonomy places the organism in Eukaryota, Metazoa, Arthropoda, Insecta, Lepidoptera, Pieridae. The transcript is spliced from 3 exons. Gene Ontology annotation, molecular function: ceramide kinase activity; acylglycerol kinase activity; ATP-dependent diacylglycerol kinase activity. Gene Ontology annotation, biological process: protein insertion into mitochondrial inner membrane; ceramide biosynthetic process.